ACACUUAUUUGGAGUGAAUAAAGAAGAGAAGUUGGUGAGUCCUGCUCUGUAGAAAUAACUUUAAUACCAAAUGGCUGAGGCAGAAAAAGGAGAGAAGAAGGUGGAGGUGGUGUGUAGUAAACAUCCAGAAGAGCCUAGAUUGUUCUGUAUGGAUGAAGAGAGAGCUGUGUGUCCUUUCUGUGAGUUUUCUCUCCACCAGAGUCACAAGGUGGUUCCUGUAGAACAAGCAGUCAGUGAGCUGAAGGACCUGCUGAAAUCUGACUUAGAGUCUCUGCAGGACAAGAGGGACAAAUACAAAGGAGUGGAGACGACAUACAAUAAAGUGAUUCAAGUGUCCAAGAAGCAGCUGCUGUCCACAGAGAGGCAGAUCAGAGCAGAGUUCAUCAAGCUCCAUCAGUUCCUGAAAGAGGAAGAGGAGUCCAGACUGGCAGCUCUGAGGGAGGAAGAGGAGCAGAAAGGGAAGACUAUCAGCAGAGAGAUGAAGAGCAUUCAGGAGCACAUCUCCUCUCUGUCACACAGUAUCUCUGCUGUUGAAGAAGAGCUGCAGAAACACAACGUGCCCUUCCUCAGCAGUUAUAAAGCCACUCAGAGCAGAGCCAGAGUCCAGAGCUCACUGUCAGACCCACAGCUGCUCUCAGGAGCGCUGACAGAUGUGGCCAAACACCUGGGCAACCUGUCCUUCAGAGUCUGGGAGAAGAUGAAGGACCAGGUCCACUUCAGUCCUGUCCUUCUGGACCCAAACACUGCACACAGCCGGCUCUAUCUGUCUGAUGAUCUGACCAGUGUGAGAUUUGGAGACACAGAUCAGCAGCUUCCUGAUAAUCCAGAGAGAUGCACUAAGUAUGCUGAAGUUCUGGGCUCUGAGGGCUUCAGCUCAGGGAAACACAGCUGGGAGGUGGAGGUGGGAGAUCUUCCUUUCUGGCUUAUAGGUUUGACUAAAGAGUCAGUUGACAGGAAGGGAGUGAGAUUUUCCUCACCAGAAGAUGGAAUCUGGUGUUUAUGGCAUGACGAUGGAAAAUACACUAGUGGUGCUGGUGAGGCUGUCAGAGUGGAGAAGAAUCUCCAGAGGAUCAGAGUCCAGCUGGACUAUGAGAGGGGGGAGGUGUCCUUCUACGACCCUGAACACAUGACUCCCAUCUGCACUCUCAGAGACACUUUCACUGAGAAACUCUUCCCAUAUUUUCAUAUUGGAAAAGCUGGUGAUGCUAAAACUGCUGAUAUCAAAAUCUGUCAGAGUGAGAUUCCUCUGUGAUGCUCAGGAGUGUUGGUUCAGACUUUAUUCUGACUUCACUGUCCGUCUACAUCUCUUUGGAACAAUCAAGAAAAGAAUCAACAGAUGAUGAGAUAUUAAUCUUUGCAUGACAUUUUUACACAUUAUAAUCAAAGAGUCAGUCAAAAACAAACAAAACAACUUGAUUGUUUAUUGCUAUAGUUUAUUUUGUAUCAUACUUUAUUACAGUGUGGGUUAGGGUUAGGGUUUAACUUUUUUAUAUUUUUGGGUCUUUUGAUGAAUUAUUUUUAGAUGUGUUGUUUUUCUGCAGGGAGCAAGUCAUUUAAUACAUUUAUUUUAAUUAAUUAUUUCAUUCUUACAAUGUUCUUUCGUUAGCCUAUGUAACAUUUUCAGUCCUAUAUAGAUGGACAAUAAUAUUUAUGGUAAUUGAAAAUAUCAAUUUCUAAUUAACCUAGAGGGAAUAACAGCUGUAUAAUUAAGUGUAGUAUUUUUGAUGCUGCUUCAGAUAUCUUGUGAUUAAAUAACCAGCAGUUUAAUUCAGAAAUGUGUCUAUAAGGUUGAUUUCUGUUUCUGUAAAUAAAUAAUCUGAAUAUCUUAA
Molecule: messenger RNA, 1829 nt
Organism: Trematomus bernacchii (emerald rockcod)
Lineage: Eukaryota; Metazoa; Chordata; Actinopteri; Perciformes; Nototheniidae
Product: zinc-binding protein A33-like
Exons: 1
Coding region: 71-1252 (393 amino acids)
Molecular function (GO): protein binding; zinc ion binding
Source: RefSeq, a predicted model, not a curated record